This is a messenger RNA of Scleropages formosus (Asian bonytongue), 1776 nucleotides long. RefSeq names its product ALG2 alpha-1,3/1,6-mannosyltransferase (gene alg2). Gene Ontology annotation, biological process: dolichol-linked oligosaccharide biosynthetic process. Gene Ontology annotation, cellular component: endomembrane system. Gene Ontology annotation, molecular function: GDP-Man:Man(1)GlcNAc(2)-PP-Dol alpha-1,3-mannosyltransferase activity. The transcript is spliced from 3 exons. The coding region runs from base 207 to 1412 and encodes 401 amino acids. The record is from RefSeq and is a predicted model, not a curated record. NCBI's taxonomy places the organism in Eukaryota, Metazoa, Chordata, Actinopteri, Osteoglossiformes, Osteoglossidae.
AUGAGGCCGACCCGUGCAAACUCGAGCCCGAAGUUCAAACGGACCCCAUUUUGGCUCUGUCGAUGGACGUCAAUCGCAUAGCAAUUCAUGGAAAAGUUGAGCCACGAUGGUGGCUUCAAUUACCUAGUUUCGUGGAAGAAAGCGAAUGUUGAGCUGAAGCCACCCGCGAACGUCUGACGUACCGUCCUAGCAGCAGGGAACGAAGGAUGGUGAGGGUGGUGUUUCUUCACCCCGACCUGGGCAUCGGAGGUGCAGAGCGGUUGGUGGUGGAUGCUGCCAUGGCCCUACGCUCCCGGGGCUGUUCCGUUCAGAUCUGGACAGCCCACUACAACCCCCAGCACUGCUUCUCCGAGACCCUCGAUCCUGACCUUCCUGUGGUCUGCGUGGGGGACUGGCUGCCCACCAGUGUCUUCGGAUACUUCCACGCCCUGUGCGCCUAUCUGCGCAUGAUCUACGUGGCCCUGUACCUCGUCUUCCUCGGUGGGGUAGAGUUUGAUGUCGUCUUUUGUGACCAGGUGUCUGCGUGUAUCCCAGUGCUAAGGCUGUCUCGUCAGAGGAAGAAGGUCCUGUUUUAUUGCCACUUCCCGGAUCAGCUCCUCACUCAGCGCUGCUCGGCCAUGAAGAGACUCUACAGGGCGCCGAUCGACUGGCUGGAGGAGCGCACCACGGGAAUGGCAGACUGCAUAGUGGUCAACAGCCGGUUCACGGCGGGGGUCUUCAAGCGCACAUUCAGAAGCCUGGCAGGUGUCCGCACGGACGUCCUCUACCCCUCCCUCAACCCGGCGGCCUUCGAGGAGCUGGAGGAGCUGGACGGCCUGGUGCCCGAGAACAAGCGGUGGCUCUUCCUCUCUGUCAACCGCUACGAGCGCAAGAAGAACCUUCCAUUAGCAGUGCAGGCUCUGCAGACCCUGAGGGAGUGCCUGGCCCCAGAGCAGCGCAGGGAUGUGCACCUGGUGAUGGCGGGUGGCUACGACGAGCGGGUGCGGGAGAACGUGGAGCACUUUGCUGAGCUGAAGGCCCUGGUCUCCAGCCUGGGCCUGGAGGACUGCGUCACAUUCCUGCGCUCACCCUCAGACCGGCAGAAAGUGUCGCUUCUCCAUCACAGCACCUGUGUCCUCUACACGCCCAGCAAUGAGCACUUCGGCAUCGUGCCUGUGGAGGCCAUGUAUGUCCGCUGCCCCGUCAUCGCCGUGAACUCCGGCGGGCCGCUGGAGUCCAUUGUCGACAGGGAGACCGGCUUCCUCUGCGAGCCGACGGCAGAGAGCUUUGCCGAAGCCAUGGAGAAGUUUGUGAAGGACCCCCGACUUCAGCAGGAGAUGGGCGAGGCAGGGCGGCAGCGUGUCAUCAAGAAGUUUUCCUCAGAUGCUUUUGCAGAGCAACUGUACCGGUACAUCGUCAGACUGAUAGAAUAGCAACGCGUGGGGGAGGUGUGUCAUUCUGCGGACCAUCCUGAGCAGAAUUCCGCAGAAUCCUGUUGCUCAGGUCACUUCAUGAAGGCAUGCCGCUGCCUUCCGGAAAGGAGAAAAUAAUGAUGAGCCGCAGAUCUGACCGCAGCUGCAACAGCGGAAAGAUGGAAAAUGCCACAAUCCUCCAUUCAGAAGGUCAUUAGAUGAUGUUUCAUAUUUUGACUGCUGUCAGCAGGUUCAGAUGAGUUACUUGAUCUGUUGGUACACUUUCUACACUGAAGAAAGAUCAAAAAUAAGAAUGUUUCUCUUAUUUCCAUGCUCCUUAAGCUUUUAUUGAGCAUAUAAUAAAAACAAAAAUAAUUAGCUACUA